Chiloscyllium plagiosum (whitespotted bambooshark) is the source of this 3013-nucleotide messenger RNA. Lineage: Eukaryota; Metazoa; Chordata; Chondrichthyes; Orectolobiformes; Hemiscylliidae. The record is from RefSeq and is a predicted model, not a curated record.
AUGACAGGAAAAGUGAAAUGGGUAACAGACAUUGAUAAAUCUGUGCUUUUAAAUAACUUUGAAAAAAGAGGCUGGAUCCAGGUGUCGGCAAAUGAGGACUGGAAUUUUUAUUGGAUGAGUGUACAGACCAUCCGGAAUGUGUUCAGUGUUGAAAAUGGCUACCGUCUCUCAGAUGAUCAGAUUGUAAACCACUUCCCCAACCAUUAUGAACUGACCAGGAAGGACUUGAUGAUUAAGAACAUAAAGCGUUAUCGCAAAGAACUUGAAAAAGAGGGAAGCUCCUUAGCAGAAAAGGAUGAAAAUGGAAAAUAUGUUCACUUAGGUUUUGUUCCUGUUACAUUCAUGCUACCGGCAGAUUAUAAUAUGUUUGUGGAAGAAUUUAGGAAGAAUCCAAACAGCACCUGGAUCAUGAAACCUUGUGGAAAGGCUCAAGGAAGGGGAAUAUUUCUUAUUAACAAGCUUUCACAAAUCAAGAAAUGGUCUCGUGACAACAAAGCCGCUAAUUUUGUGACUACCCCUUGCAAGGAAACUUAUGUCAUCUCCCUCUACAUAGACAAUCCAUUAUUAAUUGGUGGGAAGAAGUUUGAUCUCCGUUUCUAUGUGCUAGUGACUUCAAUUCGUCCAUUAAAAUGUUACAUGUAUAAACUGGGUUUUUGUCGCUUCUGCACUGUCAAAUACACUCCAAGUACCAAUGAACUAGACAACAUGUUUGUGCAUCUUACAAACGUAGCCAUACAGAAACAUGGGGAUGACUACAAUCCCAUUCAUGGUGGAAAAUGGAGUGUGGCAAAUUUGAAACUUUAUCUGGAGAGCACACGAGGAAAGAAGGUUACUGAUAAACUAUUUGAUGAAAUCCACUGGAUGAUUGUACAAUCACUCAAAGCUGUUGCUCCAGUCAUGAUCAAUGAUAAACACUGCUUUGAAUGUUACGGCUAUGAUAUAAUAAUUGAUAGCAAUCUGAAGCCUUGGCUUAUUGAGGUGAAUGCUUCUCCUUCACUGGCAUCCAGCACAGCUAAUGACCGAAUCAUGAAAUAUAAUCUCAUCAAUGAUACGUUAAAUAUUGUUGUACCUAAUGGCGAGAUCCCAGAUUGUAAACUGAACAAAAAUCCAUCCAAAGAAGCUCUUGGAAAUUACGUUAUCCUCUAUGAAGAAUUAGCAGUGAAUGAAGGAGCGGACCGUGACUUAAAAAAUCGCCCAGGCCAGUCAUUUGGUUCAAAAGUUGGACGAGCAAAAGAUUUUGGACGACCUAUCAGCAUGACUUGGAAAUAAUAUUUAAAAAGUGGAAAAAACAGUUAAACUGCACCAAUGCUGUUCAUAAACACAGCUGUUCUAACUGUGCAAAAUGAAUGAUGUGAUUUGCUGUUUGCAAUUUUUUACACUAUUCGCUGAGUUUUUUCUGUCUGGCACUAAUUCAGGUUGAUCUCUCUCUUCAGCUAUCUUGUCUUUUCGUGUUAAUAUCUUGAUGAUUUUGAUCAGAUCACCCCAUAAUUUUCUAAAUUCUAGAGAAAACAGACCUAAUUUGCAUAAUGUCUCCUCAUAACUUAACCCCUGUGAAGUCCAGGUAUCAUUUUUGUAAACCUAUGUUGUACUUCCUCCAAGGCAAUAUAUUCUUGCUAAGGUGUGGUGCCCAGAGAUGGUUACAUUACUCCAAGUUGGGUUCUAACCAGGGUUUUGUAUAACAGCAGCAUAACUUCUGCAUCCUUGUACUCCAGUCCUCUAGAUAUAAAGGCCAGCUUUCUUGAUUAUUUUCUGUACCUGUUCAUAACAUUUUUACUGUCUAUGCACCUGAAUGCCCGAAGUCUCUUUGGACAUCCACUAUAUUUAAUUUCAUACUAUUCAGAAAGUACCUUGAUCUAUUCUUUCUCAGUCCAAAAUGGAUAACCUCACACUUGCUUACAUUGAACUUCAUCUGCCACAUUUUUGCACAUUCACUUAGUCUAUCGAUACCCCUUUGUAAUUUAUGCUGUCAUCGAUACUGUUAAAAAUGCUGCCUAACUUUGUAUCAUCAGCAAAUUCUAUGCUAUCAUCCAACAUAGGUGGUAAUGAAUAACCUGAAUAAUUGAGGCCCUAACACAGUUCCUUGCAGGACACCGCUGGUCCAGCCAAUUUAAGUACCUAUCCAUUAUCCUUACUUUCUGUUGCCUGCCACUCAACCAAUUUCCAAGCCAUGUCAAUAAUUUGCCCUCAAUUUCUUGGAAUUCUACCUUAAUUAACAGUCUCUUUGGGACUUUAUCACCUGCCUUCUUGAAGUCCACAUAAGCAACAUGAGUAGACAUUACCCUGUCCAUUACCUUAGUCACCUCUUCAAAAAAUUAAAUUAGAUUUGUCAGGCUGUCCCUGAUUAACCAAAAUUCUCAAGGUGUGCAGUUAACGCAAAUUUGAUUAUAGUCUCCAACAAUUUUUCCAUCACAGAUGUUAGGCUAACUGGUCAGUAAUUCCCUGGUUUAUCUCUUUCACCCUUCUUAGAAAGCAUAGUUGCAUGUGCAUUUUUCCAAUUCAGAAAGGCAAUGCCUGAAUCUAGGGAAUUCUGAAAGAUCAUAAUUAGGGUAUCCACAGUGUGCUCCCCUAGUUCUUUUAAUACCUUCAAUGGAAACCGUCAGGGAUUUGUCACUUUUUAAUGUUAAUUUUAUUCAGUCCCUGUUCCGAACCCACUAUUAAUUCCAGGAGUUCUGGAAAGCUCCGCUGUAAAUUCUGAGGCAAAGUAGUUAUUCAAUAUUUCUGCCAUUUUCCAGUAGUUAUUACCAAUAUCCAUACUUACAGACUUUAAUGCAUUGCACCUGACCACCUGCUUUCUGUUUAUAUAACAAUAAUAUUUCUUUUUAUUGAUUUUGAUGUCCCUACACAUUUCUUUUCAUAAUCUCUUUUUGUAGUUGUUAUAAGUUGCUUUGUGGCUCUUUGAUGGUCUUUGUAUCUUUGCCAUUCAGCUGGAUCAGCACAAGCAAAAUUUACAGCCCAGGAAUAGGCCCUUUGGACCUACAAGCCUGAGCCGAUCCAAAUCCACUGUCUAAACCUA